AUGUUUAAAUGCGAUCAGUGUCCGUCGGUUUUCUCCGCUAAACGUAAUUUAGUCGCCCACCAAAAGAAGCAUACAGGUGUAUCUUUUCCAUGUACUACAUGUGUUAAAUCAUUUAAUGACAAGUCGCAUCUUAACAGACAUAUGAAGAACAUUCAUGGUAUCGUCAACGUUCCGGCUCAUUUGAGACCAAUGCCUGCUACAUCGAUCACCGCUCAACCAGCACGACCAAGCGUCAUACAGUUCGCGCCUCUUGCCGCUCCACAGAGAGAUAUUCAAAUCGCGCCGCAAAUAUUUGUAUCCGAUGUCCCAGCUGGUGGUUCGAGCAUGUUAUCCGAAGACGAAAUGUGUAUACAAGUCAUGGACGAAUUUGAGGAUACAGAUUCUUACACCGUAGCCGUAAAUGGCAAACGUGUUUCAUCCGCCAAUACCACCUCACCUGCGAACGCUAAAAGGGUUAGGAUGAAUAUGGUUCAGUCCCCCGGGUUUGUUGAGAUUUUAUCGUCCGCGACCCGCAAAAUCGUCUGGUACUAUACCAAAAAUAUUGCCAAUACAACAAUUUAUUCAGAUUUUCUCCGUCCACUUAUCCCUGAGCUAGUAAAUUUGUUGAAAACGCACGUACAAAAGCAUGCGAUUAAAUUUAAUCUUAAGCUCGAGGCGACUUACAACCGUCCCAACGUGCCAAACUCGUCGGAGAACAGGGCGUUUAAAACAGUUGCAGUAGAAAUUUUCCCGGACAGUGACAUAAAAACAAUUAUAGAGAGGGCGUAUAUCAAGUUAAUGAAGGAGAAGGACGAAUAUAUGGGAAGAGGAAGUGGAUUUACAUUAGAGUCGAUCGAUGGGCUGUUGCUGGCAGUGUAUAAAUAUACGCCGAUGGGCGGAUCAUCGUACAUACAAUUACCUGAAUAUAUUGAUAGGAAGCGGGGUACCAUCAACCCAAAGAAUACGGACCAGCAUUGUUUUAAGUGGGCAAUCCUAUCAAGGCAUGUGACCGGACCAACGGUAUGUCGUGUAGAGGGAAAUAGAUAUAGUCAGCAUGAGGGGGAAUAUAAUUUUGACGGUAUUUCGUUCCCUACACCUCUGUCGGAUAUAUCAAAAUUUGAAAAAAAUAAUAUCAAUGUAAGUGGUAACGUCUAUGGGCUCGAUAAGAAAUUCCAACCACCUAAAAAAUACCCGACAUACGAGGUGUACCCGCUGCGAGUAAUCAGCGAAGAAAAACCGGACCAUUUCGACCUGUUGUUGGUGACAGACGGCGACAACUCGCACUAUGUUUACAUUUCGAAUUUUUCCCGGCUCAUACGCAAGCAGAAAACAUCACACACUGAGAGAUUAGUGUUCUGCAAAAGAUGUUUUACUAGUUUUGAUGAUGGACGACAUAAAUACAAGCUGAGCGGACAGGAGGCCCUGGACCAACACAAAUUGAUUUGCGGCGCGCACAAGCCGACACUACCCGAGAUGCCGAAGGAGGGGGAGUGUGUUGAGUUCAGGGCGUGGAAAAAAACGGUUAGGCACCCGUUUGUAAUUUACGCGGAUUUCGAGGCGAUCUUGGUGAAGACGGAGGAGAAAAAAGGAGGUAGCACGACAGUUAUACAGAGGCAUGAGGCGAUGAGUUAUGGGUUUUUAGUGAAGGCGAGCGAGGACGUGCCGGCGGAUUUAUUGGAACAACACGAGAUACCGGCGGGGCCGGUAAUCUAUAGAGGAAGUGAAGACAGGACGGACGUGGCGAGGCAUUUUGUAGAGUCAAUAGUUGAGGUGGCCCAUAAAAUUGAAAAUCUGAUGAAGACGAAUAUAGCGAUUAUUAUGACUGAGGGUGAAGAAAAAACAUAUCAAGAGUGUAGUACGUGUAAUUUAUGCAAAUGUGUAUUAGUCGGGGGCGAUAAGGUUAGGGAUCAUGAUCAUCUGACGGGCAAAUUUAGGCAGACCUUGUGCUCUAGGUGUAACUUAGAGUUGCAACAGCCUAAAUUUGUCCCCGUAUUUUUUCAUAAUCUCUCAAACUACGACUCGCACUUCAUAAUAUCUGAACUUGGUUAUGAUACUCAGACUAUCAACGUUAUACCGAACAGUGAGGAGAAAUAUAUAUCUUUUUCGAAAUAUAUAAAUAGUACCUUCACUGUUCGGUUUAUCGACACGUUCAGGUUUAUGGCGUCGAGUUUGUCGUCCCUGGCCGAAAAUUUAGUUACACCCGAACAUGAGAACUUCCGUGAGACAGCUAAACAUUUUGUCACCGGAGAUAUGUCACUCGUGACUCGGAAGGGUGUGUACCCUUACGAGUACACGGAUAGUUGGGAGCGGCUGGAAGACAGGAGAUUACCGAGGAAGAGGGAUUUUUUUAGUACGUUGACGGAGACCAGUAUAAAGGAGAGUGACUUUGAGCAUGCGAAGGAGGUCUGGGACCACUUUGAUUGUGAGACGCUCGGGGAUUAUAGUGACCUCUACCUAAAAAUUGACGUUUUACUACUGGCAGACGUUUUCGAAAACUUUCGUGACGUAUGCAUGAGGGCGUACAACCUGGACCAUGCUCACUAUUAUACUGCACCAGGCUUAAGUUUUGACGCCAUGCUAAAGUUCACAGGCCAAAAGUUGCAAUUGCUACACGAUUAUGACAUGUUGUUGAUGUUCGAAAAUGGUAUACGCGGUGGAUUGGUGCAGGCGAGUAAGAGGUAUGGAAAGGCGAACAACGAGAAGACUCCGGAUUACGACGAGACAAAAGAUAAAUCGUGGAUUAUUUAUCAGGACUGCAAGUAA
Molecule: messenger RNA, 2742 nt
Organism: Metopolophium dirhodum (rose-grain aphid)
Lineage: Eukaryota; Metazoa; Arthropoda; Insecta; Hemiptera; Aphididae
Exons: 5
Coding region: 1-2742 (913 amino acids)
Biological process (GO): DNA replication
Molecular function (GO): DNA binding; nucleotide binding; DNA-directed DNA polymerase activity
Source: RefSeq, a predicted model, not a curated record